Molecule: messenger RNA, 9677 nt
Organism: Schistocerca gregaria
Lineage: Eukaryota; Metazoa; Arthropoda; Insecta; Orthoptera; Acrididae
Product: folylpolyglutamate synthase, mitochondrial-like
Exons: 10
Coding region: 197-1690 (497 amino acids)
Biological process (GO): tetrahydrofolylpolyglutamate biosynthetic process
Cellular component (GO): mitochondrion; cytosol; cytoplasm
Molecular function (GO): tetrahydrofolylpolyglutamate synthase activity; ATP binding
Source: RefSeq, a predicted model, not a curated record
GUGUUGGCCACACUGCACGUUUCGUACAUCUGUGGAGUGGUUGUAUAAGCGCUUGUGAUUUGAAUUAAAUCCUCAAGGUUGUUGUAGAUUUGCACAUGUGUAUUAUACUCCAGCGUUCAAAGAUGGUAAAAGACAGUCUAUAUUUCUCAUGUAAACGUUGGCGAUCGGUCACGCAGAGCUCUUAUAAAUACGAGAUAUGGAGAGUGUGAGACUGGUGGCUAUUGAUCUGGCUGUUAUGGAUUAUAAGGAAGCUGUGAAGACCCUAAAUUCUCUGCAGACAAGUGCAGCAUUACUUCAGGAGUACAGAAAGAAAGGUCCACGAACUCAUUCUGAACAGAGACAGAACAUUGAAGACACGAAAAAGUAUUUAAUAAGGUCUGGUGUGACUUUGGAACAGCUAGAUACGCUUAAAGCAAUCCAUGUGGCUGGUACAAAGGGGAAGGGGUCUGUUUGUGCCUUUUGUGAUUCACUUCUCAGGCAGUAUGGACUUAAAACUGGCUUCUUCUCAUCGCCUCAUCUGGUGGCGGUGCGGGAGAGGAUUAGAAUUAAUGGAAAGCCCCUCAGUCAAGAAGACUUUACGCAACACUUCUGGAAUGUCUAUAAUAAACUGCAUCUCCAGAAGGAAAGUGAUACUGAUAUGCCACCCUACUUCAAAUUCCUGACAAUAAUGGCAUUUAAUGUGUUUCUACAUGAAAAGGUGGAUGUAGCAAUUGUUGAAGUCGGUAUAGGUGGUGAAUAUGAUUGUACUAAUGUGUUAAGGAAGGUCCAAGCAGUAGGUAUUACUUCUCUCGGUCUUGAUCAUACAAGCCUGUUGGGAGAUACUCUAGAGAAGAUUGCUUGGCAAAAGGCAGGAAUUAUGAAAGAAGGUGCGGUUGCUGUGACGGUGCCUGGGCAACCACAGGAAACCAUAAGGGUGUUGCAGUCCCGGGCAGAGGAGAAGCGAUGUCUACUGUUCGAAGCACCUCCACUGGAAGCAUACAAUUGGCCAUGUGGUAAGGUGCCAGACCUGAGUGUGGAUGUGCAAAAGCUUAAUGCCUCCCUUGCCUUGCAGCUGACAGCAAUCUGUCUGGGAAUGGUUACCAAACCACCAGCCACAGCCAUCCUGCAGUCAACAAUGCUGCCAGUCGCUCCAACGUUUGCCAUCUCCUGCAGCACCGAGCGGGGUCUAACGCAGUGUCAGUGGCCGGGCAGGAUGCAGGUACUGAGGGUGCCCCCUAUCUCCUUCUUCCUGGAUGGAGCCCACACAGCUGAAAGCAUGGCUCUCUGCUCCCAGUGGUUCCGAAAUGUUUCACCCAAGGAGCCAGAUUAUGAUGCAUCAAAACGGGUUCUAAUUUUCAAUGCAACUGGUGAUAGAGAUGCAGGGCAACUGUUGGCACCAUUAACAGAGUGCAACUUUGAUUUGUGUAUAUUCUGCCCCAAUCUUGUCUGCAAAACAGUAGAUUCAUCAUCAGACCAAGCUAAUUUGAUGACUACACUGGCACAGCAACUGGAGCGCUGCGAUCACAACUGCGAGGCGUGGCUCUCACUGUGCACGACAGGUGUGUGCCGGCUGGACUGCAUGCAGGACGCGCUGUCCCACGUGAGGACUCUGGGUCCGUGCCACGUGCUGGUCACGGGAUCCCUGCACCUGGUAGGGGCUGCACUCAGCCUACUGGACCCAGAGGAGCAGCUGCUGCAGUCCCGCCAGUGACAUAAUGGCAUCUGAGGAAGUAGGAGGCUGUAUGUGUAUACUCAGAAGAGGAUAAAGCUUUGUACAAUGCAGUGGAUCAUGCAGGCAUAUCUUGAUACGGUUAUUUUCAAGAACUCGUAGUAUGGAAUACUGCAGGUUAUGCUUCUGACAGAAAUGUUGUCUCUGAUAGGCCCGUGUUGAUAACAUUUGCCUUGCUGCUGAAAAUAAAAACAUUCCAUUUGUGUUGUGUUUAAGUAGAUGAGGGCUCGUGAUAAAGGUUUCGAUGAAAUGAGAAGACAUUGUAAAUACUUCUAAAAGUGAAAGUUAAUUUGAUUUGUGAGUUUGCAGUUUCAGUGUUUGUACUCUCGUUCUGUAUGUACUUCAUGUUCUUGUGUUUAAACUAUUCAAAAUAAGUUAACCUCAAGUUCCAGCAUAUAAACUAUUUUAUCUUGUUACAUGUUCUUGGAGAGGUGAAAAGUGUGCCAAAAAGGAAUUCAGGUAAAAAAUUUAAUGUACAACACAUUAUUUCUGGACAGAAGAAGUGUUUACAGAAAUGUAUUAAAGAGUAUGAAGUCCACUGACAGAAAAAAAUGUGCUUCAGUGUUUGUGAUAUUAUACUUGUUUUCCAAGUGAGAUGGGAAGGUGCAGGCACAAAAUAUUUUGAGGGUAACUUUUUUCUCACAAUACUUUAUUAUGGUGGUGAUUAUAAUUUACAUUCAUCCUCCACCGUUAUUGUCUAGCCACUCUGUACCAUUCUCAUUCAGAUUUUAAGCUUACAUCCUGAAUUCAUUAUUUACAUUAAAAUAAGGAUGUUCUCAAACAUUUUAUAUGCAUUACAUAACUUUUCUGCAAAAUAUUUUCGGGAAACUUUCGAGAAAGCUGAAUCUAACUCAGUAUUGAGAAAUUUGGGUUGCCUUUCAUCUUCAUUAUUUCACAUACUGUAACUACAUUAUGUGCAUUGUCUCCAUUUUAUCAGCAGUUAAAAUAAGGGUCAUUGUUACAAAAAUCCAAAUUCUGUGCAAGUCAUCAUAGAUUUUUCUGCUGUUUUUUCCUUUUUCAAAAUAUUUUUCCAUGUCCUGUAAAUACACUAAAAAGCAAUAUAAGAGCUCUUAUUUCUUGUCCAGGAUGUCACUUAUAUUAUUAAUACUAAACGAUGGCCCUCUGAUGCCUGACUUAUUUUUGGUUCCAGGUUAAGAAUUUAGAAUACAAUUUUGGGAUUAUUGUUACGCUGUCUUAAAGACUUGUAUACCCUCAAGUUAAAACACUGAAAGGAAUCAGUAUUCAUUCCAGAACAAAUAGAAUAAUUUGCUCAUGUUGUGUAGCCAUUUUCUCUUUUAACAGCAUUUGUUAAAGACUUUCAUGAUCCAUAAAACUAUCAUUUCUCCAGUGAACAUUUAGAUUGUGAACAUUUACAUUGUGAACAUUCAGAAUGUAUAUCUAACUUUAGUAAACACAUUUCUUAAAAGAGAAUUUAUAGUAUCAGUCUGUAUAUUGUUGUGUCCUGCAGCACAAGAUUGAGACAAAAGUAAUGAAACAGACAGGUUUUAUUUACUAAGAUUAAAAAUACUAACUUUUUCUUCAAAAACUCUCUUCUUAAAAUUUAUCUGUGGAGCAUAUUGUAUGCCUUACACACAGACUCCUAUAUUUAUUCUUUCUUUGUCACUACUUGUCUUUUAAAUGACUUCAUUGUAGUCCAAAAUUUGAUUGCAUUGUACUGUAAUCCCUUGGAAUUACUUUCACGUUUGCUUUGGUUUUCAGUAGACCUUCAGCACCUAGAGGGUGUAAAAUACUUAAGUCCUGUGGUACACCUUAGUGUUCAUGGUCUCUACUUUGUCAAUUGGUCGUGCUGUCUUCAAUAUUGUUGUGUAACACACUCCUUGGUAUAUCCUUUAUUUAUUUUAUAAUAAUUUUAAUUAUUAAUCAUAACAAUGACUACUAUAAGCCUAAUAACCAGUUUCAAUUGUUAGCAAUCUUUUUCAGAUCAGUAAAGAAGGCAAAAAGUGCUAAUUAAAGGCUUGUCGUUAUUAAGCAAAAUCAUUUGCAUUAUGUAAGAGAGAAAACAUACCUAGCACCCAAUUGACUGCAGACUGAAAGAUACAUACUGGAAACAAUGCAUUGGCUGUGUCUAACAGUAAGCCACUUCUCCACAAUAUGCUUUCUUCAGCAGUUGCUAAUCCAGCAGAGCUCUACUGUAUAGGAGCGUCUGUGAUGUAUGAAAAGUAGGAAAAUGGUUUUGGCAGAAUUGAAGCCAUGAGGGCAUGUCUUGAGUUGUGCGUGGUUAACUCGGACAAAAACAACAUUGUCUUCAAUGUUAUCCAAAUCUCUGAUACCUUCCUCUCAACUGUCUCGUCUCAACGUCACAGACGGUAGCGCCUUUUCAUCCUAGGGUUUGAGUAAUUCUAGCAUUCCUUUCUAAUCCUCCAUAAGGAAACAACUUAGCAGUUGUGAAAACUGAGGUAGUUCUCAUGUGUAUCAGUCGGCAGUAAGGGGAUUUCCCUUCCUAUUCUGUCCCCUUUUAACUUAGUUGCAUCCUACCUGACGAAAGAAGUGAAUCAACCAGAAGGGGAGGAGGAAAAGAAAUAACUCUGUGGCUUGAGAGGAUAUGUGAUUUUAUUUCAGUGAUUAUAAAAUCAAUUCUAGUUUACUAAGAACUUGUCAGCAUGAGCCUACUUAUCAAUAUGACAUUGCACCCCUUCUGGCCUGGAUGAAUGCACUGAUUCAAUUGGGAAGGGUGUUGUAAUGCCGUUGUAUUCUCUCCUGUGCAAAGCUGCCUCUCAGUUGGUGAACUGGUGCUUGACAUCCUGGAUACCUGUUGUUUGUUUUUAUCCAGCUACUGCCGGGUCUGGGUGCUGACGAGUCCUCUCCAUUUGGCUCAGUCCCCCAACCAUGUUUCUUCCUCCACUUGCUGUCAGGUCACACCUCUCCUUUCCACAGAUAUUCUCAUUCCCUUUUUCCACUGUGUUCUUGGUCUUUUUCCACCCAUCUUUAGUUCUUCCAUAAUUUUGGGAAGUCUCUGCCCACAAAUCCUGUUAAUAUGCGUGUGCCAUCUUAAUCUCUUUUUUCUCAUACUUUCUUGUUUAUGGUCCUUUCUAAUAUUUACAUUCCUUACUCUGGCCAUACUUGUUUUUUCCCUUAACUGCCCUGAGAAAUUUCAUUUCCCCUGCUUGCAGUCUGCUUUAGUCCCUUUCUGUCAUUGUCCAGGUUUCUCCUCCAUAGGUGACAAUGGGGAAAUAAUAACUAUUAUACAUAAGGAGUUCUGCUUUUUCUGAAACUUCCUUAUUCCAAAUCAGGUGUUUCAUUGUUUAGUAGAAACUGGCUCUGAGCACUAUGGGACUUAACAUCUGAGGUCAUCUGUCCCGUAGACUUAGAACUACUUAAACCUAACGAACCUAAGGACAUCACACACAUCCAUGCCCAAGGCAGGAUUCAACCCUGUGACCAUAGCAGUAGCGCGGUUCCGGACCGAAGCGCCUAGAACCUCUCAACCACAGCGGCCGACAGUAGAAAUUGCCUCCCUUCCGUAACCUCCCAUUAAUUUCGUUGGUUAUUUUUCCAUCACUAGACAUUUCACUCCCUAAAUAAGUGAAACUGUCUACCACUUUGGGGGGUUCUCCAUUCAAAGUAAUAUUCCUGUUUAUCCCUUUGUCUCUUCCAAAUACCAUUACUUCACUCUUAUCUUAUUUUUAAUCCAUAUCUUUUCAUUAUUACCUUCCACACAUCAACUUGUAACUGUACAUCUACCUCUUUUAUCACCCCAUAUCACCAUGCCGUCUGCAAAAAUCAUCUACUUGCCUUUUUCUGUUACUAUAUCUUUAACUGCCCUAUUCAUUCCAUUCAUCACAACACUAAAAAGUGCAGGGGAUAGAAUACUUCCUUGUUUAAGUCCUUGUCUUAUUUAGAAGUAUUCAGAGUUCCCCAGUGAUGUUCUAAUUCUACAGUUGUGUCCUCUGUAUAUUGUCUUUAAUGUAUCUAUCUUCUUCACCUAUCUUAUUCAUUUCUUCCCAGAGUCUUUCCCUGUUAACUGAUUCAUACACCUUUUCUGUGUCUAUAAAAACCAUUAUCACCCUUUUUUUAUACUCCCAACUUUUUUCAUCAGUUGACGGAUAGAAAAUAUCAGGUAGAUCAUGCUUCUUCCUAUCCUAAACCCAUGCUGUUCUUCACUCAGGUCCUUUUCUAUCUUUUCACUUAUUCAAUUUAGUAAAAUUCUUUGAAAAAUAUUGGCUGUAUGACUCACUAGGGUUAUUCCUCUGUAGUUUUUACAUAGUCUUUUAUUGCCUUUUUUGAAGAUGGGAACAUGUCUCCUGUUUGCCAAUCGUCACCUGGCAGUACUCUUUGCAGCCACUGCAUUACCAUUGGACCUGCUGCUCUUAUCUUGUCCACUGAUACUUGAUCAGAUCCUGGGGCUUUUCCCCCAUUCAUCUUUUUCACAGCUAUUUGCAUUUUAUCCCGAGUAAUUUGUCCUACUUCCGCUUCCCAACUUCUCUCAAUUUCACCACUAUUUGUUGUUUCCUCGUGUACCUGCUUCUCAGCGUUUAACAGUUUCUUAAAAGGUUCUCUCCAGAGAUCUGUUAUAUUCCCCGGAUCUUCAAUUGCAGUACCAUCCUCUGAUUCCAUCUUUACUGGUACUUCAGAAGCCUUCCUUUUACUUUUCAUCAUUUUAUAGAACAUUUUCUUAUUGCUGUUUACAUCUUCUUCAAUUUUUUUGUAAACUCUUUCUUUGCCUUUUUCCUUGCUGUUUCCACUAUUUCUUUGUACGUCUUCUUUUUCUCUAUAUAUCUUUUAUGGUCCUUGUCAUUUUUAAUUUUCCACCACUUUCUCCAUGCUCCAGUUUUUUCUUUUAACUGCUUGGAUUGUGGUAUCAUCCCACCAACUUGCCUGUCUUAAGUUUUCCUUUCCAGAUGUUCUACCACAUACAUUUUGUGUUGCUUCGAGUAGUCUCUUUCAAUAAACUCCAUUCUUUUUCUACAUUGCAGAAAACUUCUUUUGGAAAUUUUUGUGUGAUUAAUUCUCCAUACUUCUCAGCACUUUCUCUCCUUCAGUUUCUAAUCCUGUAUCAUCACCAUUUUCUUUUGUUUCCUAUUUUUCACACACUGAUUCAUUUUCCAUUAUCCCACCAGUAAUCUAUGGUCUCCAUCAGAGUUUCCACAAUCAUUACCAGCCAUGACCUGAAGUGAUACGCAUUGGCUUCCCACACCUUGACACCAGGAGUAACACCGCUGUGGCUCUCCAGAAUAUUGUAAGAAUGGGACCUCUCCCCAGGUCGCCGCCAAAUUCGUUUACGAUGGUCGUCUUCUUAGCUACUACUUCUUUUUAUGUCCUUCACUUGUGUAACUGCAGUCACAUUUUUGUGCAGACAUUCUUUAUUAGAGUUCAGUUAUUAGACAGAUGUCUACAGGGUGUACGAAGAGGAAAUGUCAGUACUUCAGGAUAUGAGAGGGGAGAUCAUCGAAGUAAAAAAAAGUCCAGUAGACAUGGGCUCUAAAGUGCAUACCUUAAGACUUAUGGGCACUUAUUCAGUAGAAGAGAUGUUCAUCUCUGCUAAUGUGAAAGACAAGUGAUCAUAGCUCUUAAGGUAUGCAUUUUAAAGUCAGUGUUUACUAGGCUUUUGCACUUUGAAUAAUCGUUCGUUUCAUGUUCUUGAACAAUGACCAUUCCUCCUGGGACAUUCUGUGUGUGGCUUAACAUAAACAACAGAUUUUGUUCUCUAUGACCAUUAUCAAUUGAUAGGUAUAAACAGAUAUCUCUAAACUUCAUGUGAACUCCACAUUACAUCUACUUCUGAACACAUGUAUCACCAUAUACUCUGAAAUUGAUUUAACAAUAAACUCUGAACUACUACAGAAAGAGGAGUGUGACAGAGGGAAUAAGCUCUGUGCUAGCCUGUCCUAAGCAGUGUUCACCUUUGCAUAAUUACUGCAACUUACAUCCAUCUGACUGCAGGCAAAUCUUGUUCUUCCUCUACAAUUCAAACAGAUGUCCACCCCCCACCCCUUUCCUAGCUACAAUUUUCUUGCUAUUUUCCUAUGGACAAUGUGCACUGUGAAUUUGUUCUCCUAAGAGGAGUCAUAAGUGCUAUCAGAAGGAUCUUGUUCUGCUCCAGCACUCAUUCUAGCACAUACAGUUUGAACACAACAAAGGUAAAUGAAAUACAGUAUUUAUCAGUUGGUAGUAAUGUCGUACAGUAUUGUUAGAUAACAAAGGUUGGUUAGUGACCAGAGGAAAUACUUGAGCAACACACAGUCUUUGGAUUUGAACUUUCAGUAACUGAUAAUCAAAACAUUAUCUUAAAACAGGUAAAAUCAUUAUUUAUUUCUACUUGGUGACUGGUUUUUGGUUAUAUAACUAUGCUCAUGCCAAAACACCCAUGGUGAGGUGGCAGAAUCGAUGAAAUAAUUAGUCAAUUGUGUGAAGUAAAAGAGUUGGAAAGUUAUAUUAAUUUAUAUCAACCCUUUUCCAACAGUGUCUGCUUGAACUUUCCUAUCUCAUAUGCUAUUAAUGUUUAUUCUUCAUUCAAACUGUUACUCUGAUGUAUAAUGAUAAAUGCAUUUGCUCAACAGUUUAUCAUCAGAAUUACAUACACUGUAUGGAAAAAAAUAUACGUGCCUUGUGAAACAAUUGUAGAAGCUUAAAGGUUCUUAGUUGUAGCAAACAAUACCAUUUGUCAUCAGUAUUACUUGUCGGAUAAUUAUCUGUGUGUUUUAUUUUAUGCUGUUCUUAUGUAAGCAUGAUACAUUCUAUGGCGUCAGACUCUAAUGUGUAGACUUCUUGGAACUGAAGCAGAUAUCAUCACACAGUAUUUUCUUCACAUAUAUUUCCCUAGGAAUUUAUAAUGCAAUUGGAUAGAUAAAAAGUCUGCUCACCAAACAGUGGCAAGAGAACACACGUAUAAAGGAUUGAACUUUAAUACCUUUGUAUAUGUGUUCUCCUGCUGCCACUUCCUGAGUAGAUUUUUUUAUCUAACCAAUUACAAUACAUUUUCAAAAACUAGUUGCUUUUAUUGAUAUAUCAUCAGGAAUUUAGAUAGUAAUUGCAGUCACCUAACAAAAAAUGAAAUAAUUCUUUGAAAUCAAAUGGGCAAGUAUAUGUAAUCAAUUUUUGUGAUUUUACUGUUCUGUGAGUAUUUACUCAUGAUUUGUGGACUGGAUGCAUUGAUCAUUUUGUUAUGCUUUAUGUUUAUGUAUUUGUAUAUUUUGCCUUCUACCGUUGGCCUAAAUGGCCUGUUUAUCUGUAUGUGCAAUAAAUGAUGAUGAUGAUGAUGAUGAUGAUGAUAGGCCAUUUUGAAUGCAAGAAGACUCUUCUUGUGUCUCAUGUUUGCUGUCUCAUUGAUUAGUUUGUUCCAUAGAUCAUUUGUUCACUCUUUUUAUCAAAAUGAAAAUGUGAUAAGAAUCAAUGUGUCAUCAUCUAUAGCACUAAGAACGUGGGCCGUGUAAUAGACGUAUUGUAAUUUUGUAAUUCAUUAUAAAGGUUGUAAGACUCAUUUAUAGGGAAGUGAGUUAUUGUUGUUUGUCAUGUGGCUGCUUUGUAAAUGUGUUAUUCGCACAGUGAGGCAUUAUUAGUGUGGUAAGUGUACUUAUCUAUGUUAAAUCAUGUGACAUUGCAGUUGUAGGUCUUUUUUUUUUUUUUUUUUUUAAAUGUGGAAGUCUCAUAGAGAACCAGUCAAUACAACAGAUCUAGUUCGUUAUUAUUUGUUCAAUAAUAUACAGUGGAUCUAUACAUGAAAACUCCUACCACACAGAAGGUGCUGCAUAUCUAAAGGUGGCUCGAAGAGGGUGCCAGCAGUGUCAUUAGUGCCUCAGACAAAUCUGGAAAAGCAAUAUUCUGUGACAUUUUCUACAGACAAAUUUGAGGUGACAGGAGAUGUAUUCUGUGAUUAACUGGUAUAUUUAUGUGAGAAAAAUAUUUCAAAAUUAUUAUAAGCUUUUUAUAAUUGGGAUAGAAACUAAGAAGUCUUGUUAUAUGUUACAUUUUAAUAGUCUAUUUUAUGUUAAAUAAACAUUAUUAAAAGAUA